Carassius auratus (goldfish) is the source of this 631-nucleotide messenger RNA. RefSeq names its product interphotoreceptor matrix proteoglycan 1-like. The record is from RefSeq and is a predicted model, not a curated record. Gene Ontology annotation, biological process: visual perception. Gene Ontology annotation, molecular function: heparin binding; hyaluronic acid binding. The transcript has 5 exons. The coding region runs from base 56 to 631 and encodes 191 amino acids. NCBI's taxonomy places the organism in Eukaryota, Metazoa, Chordata, Actinopteri, Cypriniformes, Cyprinidae.
AUCACCAAGUAAUUUGUUUGUAUUUCUUUUUCCAGGGGAAGUUGACCAUAUCCCUAUGUUUGGAAAUCUAGAUGAGCGCUCACAAAGAUUGUUUCAAAGGUUUGUGGAAAAGCCUGCAGACCAUGGACUCUUGCCAAGACAUAAGCGUAAUGUUUUUCUGUCCAGUGGAUUACGCCUCUGCAGUCAAGAAACCGUGCAGCAAGCUGUCAGUAACCACCUGAAAUACUAUCAGCUCAGAGCAUGUCAGGAAAUAAUUUGGGAGGCUUUCAAAAUCUUCUUGGAUCGCCUCCCCGAUCAGGAGGAAUUCAAGAGCUGGAUGAGCCAGUGCCAGACAGAAAGACUCUCUAUACAGGAGAUUGGCACUGCCUUUAGCCAAUCAGAAGAACACUUAGCAUUUAUCCACAGAAGUCUCAGGCAGACCGGGCUGAAAAGACCUGAGGAGUCUUCCCAAGAACAAGACCAUGUGCCAGCAGGUGAUGAGCUUGCCGCAGAGACCACUGUGGUGGUGACCACAGCAGUUCCACAUGAGGUUGUCUCAGAGAGCAAGAAGGAAGUUACUGCAGAAGCACCAUCUGCUGUCAUGACAGUAGAGAUGGAUACUAAGGUGGUGUUUGACUUCAUACUGAUGUAA